AUGAAUGCCGAGUGUGAUUACCUGUUUAAACUGUUGCUGAUCGGAGAUUCAGGUGUGGGCAAAUCUUGUCUACUGCUGCGCUUCGCCGACAACAAGUACAGUGAUGGUUACGUCUGUACCAUUGGUGUGGACUUCAAGAUUCGUACUAUCCAACUGAAUGGUAAAAUUGUGAAGCUGCAGAUCUGGGACACCGCUGGCCAGGAGCGCUUUCACACCAUCACCUCAAGCUACUAUCGGGGAGCUCAUGGCGUUAUCUUGGUGUAUGAUGUGAGCAGCCUUGAGUCCUUUGUCAACGUGAAGCAGUGGCUGGUCGAAGUGGAGCACCGUGGCAGUGAAACCACCGACAAGGUAUUGGUAGGCAAUAAGAGUGACCUUGUUACCGAGAGAAUGGUAGACCCUCUCAUGGCCAAGGAGUUUGCCGAUUCCCUGGGCAUCCCUUUCCUGGAGACCAGUGCCAAGAACGCCAUUAAUGUCGAGCAAGUCUUCCUCACCAUCGCGGCCGAAAUCAGGAAACACCUCAGAUGUGAACCAUUUUCCGCCAAGGAUCUCCCUGCACUCAAGAUUAAUAGCUCUCCUGUGAAGAUGGCGUGUGGGGGUUGCUGCUAAGGGGCCCGGCUAGGGUAGGGGGUCCGAGGUGGUGGCCAAGGAGAUAGUCAAUUCUUCUCAUGUCACUGAUGCUUCCUCUUAGACAAGAAGAGGUGCGCCUAAUGUCCCUCAAAUCCACAUUUCUCCCCAGUCCAUUCCAAUUCACUUAAUUCAUUGAGUUCCCCCAAUUUCCUCAUAGGGAACUUGAUUAAAUUUCUAGCCAGAAGAUG
Molecule: messenger RNA, 815 nt
Organism: Antechinus flavipes (yellow-footed antechinus)
Lineage: Eukaryota; Metazoa; Chordata; Mammalia; Dasyuromorphia; Dasyuridae
Product: ras-related protein Rab-1B-like
Exons: 1
Coding region: 1-606 (201 amino acids)
Molecular function (GO): GTPase activity; GTP binding
Source: RefSeq, a predicted model, not a curated record